GUGUAUAUUUCAAAUCCAGUUAUAUGUAUCUAUAUAUAUAUAUAUAAAACAAAUACUUCUGUAUAUAUUUAAUAAGUCUUUAUUGCCGAACCAUGAAAUGUUUUCCUUAUUAUUUUAUUGAAUAAUAAUAGAUAAUAAAGACAUUUGUUAAUUUAAUUGUGUUUAAGCUAUACGAUUAUAUACCAUCAAUUUGUGAUUUCAAGUAAUGUAAUUAAGUUUAAAAACAAAAACAUUUUCAAAAUAAAUACAUGUAUUAAAUUACACAUAUUACAAUGGAUUCGUAUAUAAUGCAGAUCAGACGUAUGUGGUUGAAUCAGGACGGCGAUGGUUUAGCGGAUUUAUUAUCUUUACGGCAUAAUCAUGUUUCAAUUUCACAAAUUGGAUCUGAAACUGCAAUAACAAAAGCAAUGGAACAUUUAUCUGCUCCACUUGAUGACUUAGUACUUUACCACUUAAAAACUAUAACAGCAAUACAUAAAGAUGACCCAUUGUCAAUGUAUAAUUAUCAAAGUUCUGCAGUUCAAUCUUUGACAAAGAUUCUUCAGAUGCAAAAGGAAGAAAAUUGGAUGUUGCCUGUUAUGAAUGUAAUAUGUUUAGAAUUACGGUUAUUAGCAGUUUGUGCAGAGAAUACAAGAUCCAGCAAAAAUGUAAAGCCCGGAGAAAUUUUGGAGAAAUGUGCAGAUUGCCUAAUGGGAUGUUUUCGAGUAUGUGCUUGUGAUAAUCGUAGCUCAGAAGAUGAUACAAAAAGAUGGGGAAUGCUGGCAUUGGUUAACCAAUUAUUAAAAAUUUAUUUUAGAAUAAAUAAAUUGCAUUUAUGUAAACCUUUAAUAAGGGCAAUAGAAUCAUCCCCAUAUAAAGCACAUUUUGCAUUAGCACAACAAAUUACUUAUAAAUUUUUCGUGGGCCGUAAAGCAAUGUUUGACAGUGAUUACAAAGCUGCUGAUGAAUAUCUUACUUAUGCUUUUGAACAUUGUCAUAAGCAAUCUUCAAAAAACAAACGAUUAAUAUUAACUUAUCUUGUGCCAGUGAAAAUGUUAUUAGGGUAUAUGCCUAAACAUAACUUACUAGAAAAAUAUAACUUAAUGGAGUUUGAAGAAUUAAUGGAAGCUGUUAAAAGGGGAGAUUUAUGCAAUCUUGAAAAAGUGAUGGAAAAACACGAAUUAUUUUUUAUAGGAGCAGGAAUAUAUUUAAUUGUGGAAAAAUUGAAGAUAAUAGCAUACAGAAAUUUAUUUAAAAAGGUGUAUUUAGUAUUAAAUAUACAUCAGAUUCCUAUUCAAGAUUUACUUUCAGCAUUAGAAAUGCAAGGAAUUGAUGAUGUUGAUAUGGAUGAAGUAGAGUGCAUUGUGGCAAAUUUAAUAUUUGAAGGAAAAAUUAAAGGAUACAUAUCUCAUCAACAUAAAAAAUUAGUCAUCUCUAAACAAAAUCCUUUUCCAAGACUUUCAACUAUACUUUAAUUAUCUUUAGAUUACAUGUAUCUUUCUGUAAGAAAUAAAUUUAAAUUCAAUAAAA
Messenger RNA from Bombus pyrosoma, 1509 nucleotides. It is a transcript of the gene PCID2, whose product is annotated as PCI domain-containing protein 2. Gene Ontology annotation, biological process: transcription elongation by RNA polymerase II; post-transcriptional tethering of RNA polymerase II gene DNA at nuclear periphery; poly(A)+ mRNA export from nucleus. Gene Ontology annotation, molecular function: RNA binding; double-stranded DNA binding. The coding region runs from base 273 to 1454 and encodes 393 amino acids. The record is from RefSeq and is a predicted model, not a curated record. Gene Ontology annotation, cellular component: transcription export complex 2. The transcript has 5 exons. NCBI's taxonomy places the organism in Eukaryota, Metazoa, Arthropoda, Insecta, Hymenoptera, Apidae.